AUAAAGGUUGGAUGGAGAAGCGUCGAAAAGCGGGGCUAGUGGCUAAACACGUUAGCGAGGAAGACAAUUUGUAUUCUGCGGUGUAAUAAAUUACUUGUGAAAAAAUAAAAAUGGCUGGCGGUAAGGCUGGAAAAGACUCGGGGAAGACCAAGACAAAGGCUAUUUCGCGCUCUCAGAGAGCAGGACUUCAGUUCCCAGUGGGUCGAAUCCACAGACACUUGAAGUCCAGGACCACCAGCCACGGCAGGGUGGGAGCCACAGCAGCGGUGUACAGCGCCGCUAUCCUCGAAUACCUCACCGCCGAGGUUUUGGAGUUGGCAGGAAACGCAUCAAAGGACUUGAAGGUGAAAAGAAUCACUCCACGCCAUCUGCAGCUCGCCAUCAGAGGAGAUGAGGAGCUGGACUCUCUGAUCAAAGCCACCAUCGCUGGUGGAGGUGUUAUUCCUCACAUCCACAAGUCUCUGAUUGGAAAGAAGGGCCAGCAGAAGACUGUAUAACCUGAGGCUCUGUCCUGCUGUCUCUGGACCCAAGUCUGCGUUGAGUGGUUCACUGUCUUAGAUUCAAACACGUUUAGGGUUUUUAUGGUUGAGCUUGCAUUUACUCAUGAUUUUUUUUUAAAGUGGCUUCAGAGAAGCUUUAUAUUUUCCUUCUUCUGGUGCUGCAGUUUGUUUUUGUUAAAUCCAGCUUUUGUGGCAUUCCCAUGUUUUAAGUGGUGUUUUAAUAAAGCCCCUCUGGGUAUUGUUUCUGCUUCUCCCUUCGUUGUGUUUUGGCUGAGCUGCAGCCCUGUCUUCAUUUACUCACCAGGAAAGUGAUCUAUCUGCCACUCAGCACAGACUGCACCAACUAUUUGUGGGAAGAGCCAUGGUGUCAACUGAUUCCUUAGCCUUUUUUUUUUUUUAAGUUCUGACACAUUUUGAUAAAGUUGUACAAAUAAGUUCAUUUUGUUUUCGUCUUCAAGAUGAGAGAAUAAACAGACUUCCUGAA
This is a messenger RNA of Austrofundulus limnaeus, 984 nucleotides long. Its product is annotated as histone H2A.Z. NCBI's taxonomy places the organism in Eukaryota, Metazoa, Chordata, Actinopteri, Cyprinodontiformes, Rivulidae. Gene Ontology annotation, molecular function: protein heterodimerization activity; structural constituent of chromatin; DNA binding. Gene Ontology annotation, cellular component: nucleosome. The record is from RefSeq and is a predicted model, not a curated record.